Molecule: messenger RNA, 1770 nt
Organism: Musa acuminata AAA Group (dessert banana)
Lineage: Eukaryota; Viridiplantae; Streptophyta; Magnoliopsida; Zingiberales; Musaceae
Exons: 1
Coding region: 1-1770 (589 amino acids)
Source: RefSeq, a predicted model, not a curated record
AUGGCCCUUUAUGGCACGUCCAACGCGCUAAUGUGCCGUACAUUUCUGACCACCUUCAGAGGACCAGCACGCGCAUGGUUCAGCCGGCUGCGCCAAUCCUCAAUCGCAUCUUUCGACCAGUUCGCCAAGGAGUUCGAACAAAACUUCCUUACCAGCGUGCGACCUCAACCCUCCAUAGCCACCCUGUUCGCGCUAUCGCAGCACGAGGAGGAGACACUCGCACAGUUCGUAACGCGCUUCGCCACAGAGAUCCGCGGGUACCCGGUUACUCACCCUUCUCUGAUCAUGCAGGCAUUCCUGACGGGGCUGAAACCCUCGAGAUUCUUCUGGUCACUAAUUGAGAAGCCGCCGGCCACUAUCCCCGAGAUCCUCCAUCGUGCCAGCCAAUACGUCGCCGGCGAAGCAUUGGCGGCAGGAAGACGCACGGUCGGGAAGAUACCGCGGAUCGAGCAACCCCGAGUCGCCACCUCGUCGGCCAAACCGCAAUCCCGUCGGAGGCUCGACCACCCCGAGCAGAGGCUCCCGAGGCCUCCACCCCUCCCACUCAACACACCUCGUACCGAGAUCUUCCUCCAGAUCAGGGAGAAAGGUCUUUUGCGACCUCCCAAUCCCAUGAAAGCUACUUACAAAAAUCGGUCGAAAUACUACAGGUUCCACCGAGACCAUGGCCACGACACAGAGGACUGCCACGACCUCCAGAACCAGAUUGAGGAGCUGAUCAGAAGGGGGUACCUCGGCCGUUAUCUCAAGGAACCUCGAGAAGCAACCCCGCGUCCCCGGAUGUCCGUCGAAAGGCAGAUCGAUGUCAUCAUCGGAGGACAGGCGGCGGGCGGCAGCAGCUCGAGUGCAAGGAAAUCCUACGCCCGGAGCUUGAUCGAGAAACGCCCCCGACCCGAGCUAGAGCCCGAAAUCUCUUUUGGGACCGGGGAAGAGGAACGUUCCCAUCAUGACGACGCUCUGGUAACCUCCAUCCAAAUCGCCAACGCUCGGGUAAAGAGGGUAAUGGUCAACACUGGGAGCUCCGUCGACAUCCUGUACCUCGACGCCUUCAAGAAGCUCGACUUGCCCACCGAGGACCUCAUCCCCAUGAGCUCGGCACUCACGGGAUUCACCGGAGACUCAAUCUCCCUGCUCGGCACCACCACACUCCCUGUCACUAUUGGGGAGGAACCAAGGACCAAGACAAUAAUGACUACGUUCAUGGUGGUCAACCUGCCCUUGGCUUACAACGUCAUCCUUGGCUGCCCAACGCUCAACAAGCUGAAGGCGGUGGUCUCAACCUACCACCGAGCCAUCAAGUUUCCCACCUCGGCAGGGGUCGGAGAAUCACGAAGCGACCCAGGGGAGUCAAGAAGGUGCUACCUUACCGCGAUCUCCCUCCCGAAGAGGGUACGCCCCCACAUUCCAGAUUCCCGAGAAGAGGCCUCAGCACCAACGCACCUCGAACCCCCGGAACAGCUUACCGAGGUGCCACUAAAGGGAGACCGGCCAGGUCAGACUAUGAAAAUCGACGCGGCCCAACCCAAAGAAAACCAGCUCCAGCUCAUCGAGUUCCUGAGGAAAAACGCCGACGUAUUCGCAUGGUCGCCCAAGGAAAUGCCAGGGAUCGAUCGGGCGGUAGCCGAACACCAGCUCAACAUCAACCCCGAGGCCAAGCCUGUGAAGCAGAGGCCACGGAAGUUCGCCCCCGACCGGCAGAAGGCGAUCAGCGAAGAAGUCGACCGAUUAACAGAGGUCGGAUUCAUUUUCGAAGUAAAGUACCCCCAAUGA